Molecule: messenger RNA, 2568 nt
Organism: Equus caballus (horse)
Lineage: Eukaryota; Metazoa; Chordata; Mammalia; Perissodactyla; Equidae
Gene: CRTC1
Product: CREB regulated transcription coactivator 1
Biological process (GO): positive regulation of transcription by RNA polymerase II; protein homotetramerization
Cellular component (GO): nucleus; cytoplasm
Molecular function (GO): cAMP response element binding protein binding
Source: RefSeq, a predicted model, not a curated record
AGGAGGAGGAGGCGGCGGCGGCUGCGGCGGCGGUGGCAGCGGCGGUGGCGGCGGUGGCGAGAAGAUGGCGACUUCGAACAAUCCUCGGAAAUUCAGCGAGAAGAUCGCGCUGCACAACCAGAAGCAGGCGGAGGAGACGGCGGCCUUCGAGGAGGUCAUGAAGGACCUGAGCCUGACGCGGGCCGCGCGGCUCCAGCUCCAGAAGUCUCAGUACCUGCAACUGGGCCCAAGCCGUGGCCAGUACUAUGGUGGGUCCCUGCCCAACGUGAACCAGAUUGGGAGCGGCACCAUGGACCUGCCCUUCCAGCCCAGCGGAUUUCUGGGGGAGGCCCUGGCAGCGGCUCCUGUCUCUCUGACACCCUUCCAGUCCUCAGGCCUGGACACCAGCCGGACCACCCGGCACCACGGUCUGGUAGACAGAGUGUAUCGGGAGCGCGGCCGGCUCGGCUCCCCGCACCGCCGGCCCCUGUCGGUGGACAAACAUGGACGGCAGGUGGACAGCUGCCCGUACGGCACCGUGUACCUCUCACCGCCCACGGACACCAGCUGGAGAAGGACCAAUUCUGACUCUGCCUUGCACCAGAGCACAAUGACGCCCAACCAGCCAGAGCCCUUCACGGGCGGGUCCCAGGACGCCCACCAGAAAAGAGUCUUACUAUUAACAGUCCCAGGCAUGGAGGAGGCCACGUCGGAGACAGACAAGAACCUUUCCAAACAAGCGUGGGACACCAAGAAGACGGGGUCCAGGCCCAAGUCCUGCGAGGUCCCUGGAAUCAACAUCUUUCCAUCCGCCGACCAGGAGAACACUACAGCCCUGAUCCCUGCCACCCACAACACGGGGGGCUCCCUGCCCGACCUGACCAACAUCCACUUCCCCUCCCCGCUUCCGACCCCGUUGGACCCCGAGGAGCCCACCUUCCCUGCGCUCAGCAGCUCCAGCAGCACUGGCAACCUUGCAGCCAACCUGACACACCUGGGCCUCGGCGCCACCGGCCAGGGGAUGAGCACGCCAGGCUCGUCGCCUCAGCACCGCCCGGCCGGCGUCAGCCCCCUGUCCCUGAGCACGGAGGCGAGGCGGCAGCAGGCCCAGCAGGUGUCGCCCACCCUAUCCCCGCUGUCACCCAUCACUCAGGCCGUGGCCAUGGAUGCCCUGUCUCUGGAGCAGCAGCUGCCCUAUGCCUUCUUCACCCAGGCUGGCUCCCAGCCGCCACCACCACAGCCGCAGCCCCCGCCACCGCCGCCGCCCACGGCCCAGCAGCAGCCGCCCCCGCCACCCCCACAGGUGCCCAUCGGCCUUCCCCCAGGAGGCCCCCUGAUGCCAAGCGCCAGCUUGACUCGGGGGCCCCAGCUGCCCCCACUCACGGUCACAGUACCGUCCUCUCUCCCCCAGUCCCCCUCAGAGAACCCGGGCCAGCCGCCGAUGGGGAUCGACAUUGCCUCGGCGCCCGCUCGGCAGCAGUACCGCACUAGUGCCGGCUCCCCGGCCAACCAGUCUCCCACCUCGCCCGUCUCCAAUCAAGGCUUCUCCCCCGGGAGCUCCCCGCAAAGGCCUCUCUUCCAUCUGCAGCACUCUUCCACCCUGGGCGGCGUGUUUGGGGACUCGUACUACGAGCAGCAGAUGGCAGCCAGGCAGGCCAAUGCUCUGUCCCACCAGCUGGAGCAGUUCAACAUGAUGGAGAAUGCCAUCAGCUCCAGCAGCCUGUACAGCCCGGGCUCUACGCUCAACUACUCACAGGCGGCCAUGAUGGGCCUUACGGGCAGCCACGGGAGCCUACCAGACACACAGCCGCUCGGUUACCCCAGCCACAGCAGCAUCCCCAACAUCAUCCUCACAGUGACAGGAGAAUCCCCACCCAGCCUCUCUAAAGAACUGACCAGCACGCUGGCCGGGGUCGGCGAUGUCAGCUUUGACUCCGACAAUCAGUUCCCCCUGGACGAACUCAAGAUCGACCCCCUGACCCUGGACGGACUGCACAUGCUCAACGAUCCUGACAUGGUCCUGGCCGACCCUGCCACUGAGGACACCUUCCGGAUGGACCGUCUGUGAGCGAGCGGCACACUGCUGCCCAGCCCCUGGCUCCCUCACCCCGCCGGUCAGUGGUCCCGACGGCAUCUCCCCAAAAAAGCCCUGGGACGGCCAUGCUCCGUCCCUCGCAAACGGCCGAGCUUGUGAUUCUGAGCUUGCAAUGCCGCCAAGCGCCCCCUGCCCUCCCACCUGCCCUUGGCUGUCCCCCUCCCUCGUGAGGCCGAGCGUCGCCCCGUGGACCUUCCCUGUGUGCGCGCUCUCGCCCCCCACCCAGGCCCUGAGCCGUCCCCCCGGAAGAUGCGGAACGCAUGUUGGGCAGGGCCCCCGGCCUGGGGGGCGCCGUGGUCCUCGGCGGCGGUGGGCUGAGGUGCAUUUUCCGACUGUUGUCCAGCUCUCACUGCCUUCCUUUGUCCCUGGUUUCCCCACCUGCCUGCCACCCCCAGCCCAUGGUUAGGUAGAGAGCCAGCCCCACUCUGCCAAAGGGAGGAGGCACCAGAGAGAGGGGCCGACACAAAGCAAAAUAAACACUAUUUUGACUGCUG